Messenger RNA from Podarcis muralis (Common wall lizard), 969 nucleotides. RefSeq names its product mediator of RNA polymerase II transcription subunit 22-like. Gene Ontology annotation, molecular function: transcription coregulator activity. Gene Ontology annotation, cellular component: mediator complex. Lineage: Eukaryota; Metazoa; Chordata; Lepidosauria; Squamata; Lacertidae. The record is from RefSeq and is a predicted model, not a curated record. Gene Ontology annotation, biological process: regulation of transcription by RNA polymerase II.
CAGCGGCAGCUUGCUGCCUCUAGAGGGCGCAGCUCGAGGUUCCGCUGUACUCUCGGCCGGCUCACCUGAGCGGCCAGGUGAGGCGGCGGCCUCGGGCGGCGCAGCAUCCGCAGCCUCUUGUUCCUGAGCUGGAUCUUCCCUGCAGGAGAGAGGAGGAGGCGGCUGUGCCCUCCUGAGGUUCCUUUCAGGCACCCAAAUGUCUUGGGCCGGCCCUUACCUGCAGCACGUGCUCCCCCAGAGCAAGGAAACCCUCCUUCAGUCUUACAACAAGAGGUUGAAAGAUGACAUCAAAUCUGUCAUGGAUAACUUCACAGAGAUAAUCAAAACUGCAAAGAUUGAGGAAGAAACUCAAGUUUCUCGGGCAACCCAAGGCAAGCAGGACAACUAUGAGAUGCAUGUCAGAGCUGCAAAUAUUGUUCGGGCUGGCGAGUCUCUUAUGAAGCUUGUCUCUGACCUAAAACAGUUCCUGAUCCUCAAUGACUUCCCUUCCGUCAACGAAGCCAUCAAGCAGUGGAACCAGCAGUUGCGCAGCUUUCAGGAGGAAUGCGACAAGAAGCUUACUUCCCUACGUGAUGAGAUCUCCAUGGACUUCUAUGAGCUGGAGGAAGAAUAUUACUCUUCCAGAUACAAAUGAAGCCAUGGACGGUUCCCCUGUAGUAACCACAACAAUUUCCUGUUUCUGACAUGGGGGGGGGGGCGGUGGCAGGUUGUGUGUGAAAACAACAACUGUCCUUGUUUUAAAAAGCAUUCCUAAAUUCUCAGCAUCCCAAAGAAUCCUGGCCCCAAAGCAGUUUUAUUGAGUACUUUAUGUAUGGCGUGAAAGGUGGCUGUUCUGGAGGGCAAGUGCACCAUGUCACUAGGACUUUAUGCACGGAGAUGUGGAGAUCUGCUCCCUCAUCGACACUGUGAUCUUGUCACCUAAAUGACUUGCAAACAGGAAUCAGGAUCUUGAUUAAAUUGCAAUCCUAA